AUGCCAGUACAGGAGAUUGUCAUGGCAGAAGCAAAGAAAAUCGGGGUGGUCGGAGCCACCUUUCUCGUCGCCGGCAACAUGAUGGGCUCGGGUGUGUUCCUGCUGCCGUCCAGCCUGGCCAAGAUCGGUACCGCCUCGAUCUGGGGCUGGCUGAUCACCACUGCCGGCGCGUUGCUGCUGGCCUUCGUGUUCGCCAAGCUGGGCAAGCUGGCACCGAAGGCGGGUGGUCCUUAUGCCUACGCGCGUGACUGGUUCGGGCCGUACAUGGGCUUCCAGACCAACACCAUCUACUGGUUCGCCAACUGGAUCGGUAAUGUCGCCAUUCCGAUCGCCGCGGUGGGGUACUUCAGCUACUUCUUCCCGAUCCUGUCCGAACCGCUGGUGCGCUGCAUCGCGGUGCUGGUGCUGGUAUGGGCGCUCAGCUUCGCCAACAUGAUCGGCCCGGCCUUCGUCAGCCGCGUGCAGACGGUCACCACCAGCUUCGCGCUGGUGCCGAUCCUGGGCAUCGCCAUCUUCGGCUGGUUCUUCUUCGAUGCUGACAUCUUCAAGGGCGCCUACAACGUGUCCGGUGAAUCCAACUUCGGCGCGAUCUCCAGCGCCGCGGCACUGACCCUGUGGGCCUUCAUCGGCGUCGAAUCGGCCUCGGUGACCGCUGGCGUGGUCGAGAACCCGGAAAAGAACGUGGCCCGCGCCACGCUGGCGGGUGUGUUCCUGGCCGCGAUCGCCUAUAUCGCCAGCUCCUCGGUGAUCAUGGGCAUGGUGCCCAACGGCGAGCUGCAGACCUCCGAUGCCCCGUUCGCAUUGGCCGCGGCCAAGGCGGUCGGUGGCUGGGGCGGUGCGCUGGUCAGCCUGUGCGCCUUCAUCGGUGCUGCCGGUUCGCUGGGCGGCUGGAUCCUGCUGACCGCGCAGAGCGCCAAGGCGGCGUCGGAUGACGGCCUGUUCCCGAGCAUCUUCAGCAAGACCAACAAGGAUGACGUGCCGGUCAAGGGCGUGCUGAUCGUAGCGGUGCUGAUGACCCUGGCCGUGCUGGUCACCUCCACCUCGGAAACCGCGUCCGCGCAGUUCGACGUGAUCACGUCAGCGGCGGUGGUGCUGACGCUGCUGCCCUACAUCUACUCGUGCGUGGCGUGCUACUUCGUGGUCGAGCGUUCGCACACGCUGGUCCACACCGGAGCGUUCUGGACCCUGACCAGCCUGACCGUCGUGUACUGCCUGUGGGCGAUCUACGGCUCGUCAGGAACCAUCGUGCAGUACGCCUUCCUGUUCGUGCUGUUCAUCACCUCCCUGGACUACCCGGUCAUUGUCAUCGACAACGACUACGAGUCGCCGCGCAUCGGUGGCAUCCUGAUCCGUGCGCUGGUGGAGGAGCUGCGCAGCAACGACCAGCGCGUGCUGUGCGGCCUGAACCUGGAUGAUGCCCGUGCCGGUGCCCGCACCUACGUGGCGGCCUCGGCGGUGCUGAUCUCGAUCGAUGGCAGCGAAGAGGUGGACGGCGAGUUCCAGCGCCUGACCGCGUUCCUGCGUGAGCAGAGCGCGCGCCGCGCCAAUCUGCCGGUGUUCCUGUACGGCGAGCGCCGCACCAUCGAGAAGGUGCCGAGCAAGCUGCUCAAGUACAUUCACGGUUUCAUCUUCCUGUUCGAAGACACCAAGAGCUUCAUCUCGCGGCAGGUGAUGCGUGCGGCCGAAGACUACAUGAAGAACCUGUUGCCGCCGUUCUUCAAGGCCCUGAUCCACCACGCGGCCGAGUCGAACUACUCUUGGCACACGCCGGGCCAUGCCGGCGGCGUGGCGUUCACCAAGUCGCCGGUCGGCCGCGCCUUCCACCAGUUCUACGGUGAGAACACCCUGCGCAGCGAUCUGUCGAUCUCGGUGCCGGAGCUGGGUUCGCUGCUUGACCAUACCGGCCCGAUCAAGGAUGCCGAGAACGAGGCAGCGCGCAACUUCGGCGCCGACCAUACCUUCUUCGUCACCAACGGCACCUCCACCGCCAACAAGAUCGUGUGGCACGGUACGGUGGCGCGUGGCGACGUGGUGUUCGUCGAUCGCAAUUGCCACAAGUCGCUGCUGCACGCGCUGAUCAUGACCGGCGCGGUGCCGGUGUACUUCACCCCCAGCCGCAACGCGCACGGCAUCAUUGGCCCGAUCAGCCUGGACCAGUUCACGCCCGAGUCGCUGCAGCAGCGCAUCGCCGCCAAUCCGCUGGCCAGCAAGGCCUACCAGGCCGGCUCCAAGCCGCGCAUCGCGGUGGUCACCAACUCGACCUACGACGGCCUGUGCUACAACGCCGAGAAGAUCGCCGACGAGAUCGGCAGCGCGGUCGACUUCCUGCACUUCGACGAAGCCUGGUAUGCCUACGCCGCGUUCCAUCCGUUCUACGAGAACCAUUACGGCAUGGCCAAGGGCAAGCCGCGUGAGCAGGAUGCGAUCAUCUUCACCACGCAUUCGACCCAUAAGCUGCUGGCCGCGUUCUCGCAGGCGUCGAUGAUCCACGUGCGCAAUUCCGCACAUCGCAACCUGGAUGCCGAGCGCUUCAACGAGUCGUUCAUGAUGCACACCUCGACCAGCCCGCAUUACGGGGUGAUCGCGGCCUGUGACGUGGCCUCGAAGAUGAUGGAAGGUGACGCCGGCCGUUCGCUGGUGCAGGAAAUGCACGACGAGGCGAUCGCGUUCCGCCGCGCGAUGCUGCACGUGCGCGAUGACCUUGGCCGCGACGACUGGUGGUUCAGCGUGUGGCAGCCCACCAAGGUCGAGCGCAGCCUGGACAAGGGCGAUACGCCGGCACCGCUGGUGGCCAAGCGCGAAGAGUGGUACCUGCAGCCGGAUGCGCACUGGCACGGCUUCGAGAACCUGGUUGACGACUAUGUGCUGAUCGACCCGAUCAAGGUGACCCUGCUGACCCCGGGGCUGGCGAUGGACGGCAGCAUGGGCAAGCUGGGCAUCCCGGCGGCGGUGCUGAGCAAGUUCCUGUGGGGCCGCGGCAUCACCGUGGAGAAGACCAACCUGUACUCGGUGCUGUUCCUGUUCUCGAUGGGCAUCACCAAGGGCAAGUGGAGCACGCUGGUCACCGAGCUGAUGGCGUUCAAGGAGCUGUACGACCGCAACGCACCGCUGAGCCAGGCACUGCCGUCGCUGGCCGCUGACUACCCCAAUGCCUAUGCCGGCUGGGGCCUGCGUGACCUGUGCGAUGCGCUGCACGCGUUCAACCAGGAAUUCUCGGUGGCCAAGGUGAUGCGCGAAAUGUACGGCGAGAUCGAGCGGGUCGACAUCGAGCAGCUCAGCGGCCGCGUCGCCGCCACCAUGCUGGUGCCGUACCCGCCGGGCAUCCCGACCAUCAUGCCGGGCGAACGCUUCGGCGACAGCGACGAGCCGAUCAUCCAGUCGCUGCGCAUCGCCCGCGAGCAGAAUGCCCGUUUCCCGGGCUUCGAGUCGGACGUGCACGGGCUGAUCAUCGAGCACGAUGGCGAUGAGACGUCGUACAGGGUGGAGGUGCUGAAGGCCUGA
Cylicocyclus nassatus is the source of this 3501-nucleotide messenger RNA. The record is from the annotation of a GenBank genome assembly. NCBI's taxonomy places the organism in Eukaryota, Metazoa, Nematoda, Chromadorea, Rhabditida, Strongylidae.